UAAUCUCGUCUUCCAGUCGAUUUCAGUCGUUUUCCAGAAGGGAAAAGGGAGACCUAUUUUGAUUUCGUACCAAGGAAACAUCAGCGUUUGUUUUGUUUUUCAUAUAUAUUUCCCGUCAGCGCAUUCGAUCUACAUUAAACAAAGUGAGACAUUUGCCAUCAGAGAAAUCUUUAGCGAAAGUUCCGUAACGCGACUCCUAGAUAGCCGGCUGUGAUAAGAUAAUAGAAAAGAUAACAACUCCACUUCCUAACAGACAGAGAGGAGUGAUCUAACACCAAAGUUUGAAAUAGGAAAUAUCAUGUGCCACAGCAUUCGAAGUACAACGUAAGGACGGCUACAGCGUAAUAAGAAAACGGAGACGAAAGGUUUAGUAAGUCCCAGCAAUGAAGUUCACGCUAAUUGUGGUCUGCUUCGUCGCCUUGUCAUUCUGCUUAGCCGCUGACGUCCCUGGCUGUAAACACGAAACAUGUACAGAAUGUAUACGUCAUCCCACUUGCAUCUGGUGCUCAAAGAACAACACCGAGACUAAUUCGCCAAGUUGCAUUAGCGGUAAUCACCCUGAAAUCGACACAUGGCUGAACUGGUGUGAUACUGAAAUAGUCGAACCGGAAAUUACUUUCAGUGUAAUCGAGGAGGAGCCUUUGUCUCCCGAUGGCGACGUCGAGAACAUUGUGCAGAUGAAACCGCAGGAGGUUAACCUUACACUCAGAAUUCAGACCCCCAAGAACAUAACAUUGACCUAUAGCCACUCAAACAAUUAUCCAGCUGACGUCUACUACAUGAUGGAUGGAUCAAAGUCCAUGGAAGACGAUAAGGAUAUGUUGUAUACCCUUGGAGAAAGUCUGGCGGAAGGAAUGAAGGAGAUCACCACUAACUUGCAACUCGGUUUUGGCAUCUUCAUUGACAAGCCAGUGUUGCCUUACAUUUCCACUAUUCCAGUGACCGAAGACAAAACACCAGCGUACAGUUUCAAGAACGCUCUUCCACUCACUAGCAAUGCCUCAGCAUUCACGGAGGAGGUCAAGCGAGCCAAGGGUGCCACCAACCAGGACUUCCCAGAGGGCGGGUUCGAUGGCCUCAUGCAAGCUAUAGUGUGCGAGGAGAACAUCAAGUGGCGUGGCACCAGUUUUCGGGUGAUCAUAUUCUCUACUGAUGCUGGUUUCCAUCUCGCAGGGGACGGGAAGCCGUGAUCCUGGGCGUGAUCGGGGGCGUGUUGCUGGUCGGGAUUCUGGCCCUGAUCGUGUGGAGGAUCUGGGCGUCCAUCCAGGACCGCCGCGAGUACUCCAAGUUCAUUCUGAGUCGGAAUGACGAGAAGUGGACCAAU
This is a messenger RNA of Penaeus monodon (black tiger shrimp), 1324 nucleotides long. RefSeq names its product integrin beta-PS-like. Gene Ontology annotation, biological process: cell-matrix adhesion; integrin-mediated signaling pathway; cell adhesion mediated by integrin. The record is from RefSeq and is a predicted model, not a curated record. NCBI's taxonomy places the organism in Eukaryota, Metazoa, Arthropoda, Malacostraca, Decapoda, Penaeidae. Gene Ontology annotation, molecular function: integrin binding. Gene Ontology annotation, cellular component: integrin complex; cell surface; focal adhesion.